This is a messenger RNA of Rotaria socialis, 2274 nucleotides long. Lineage: Eukaryota; Metazoa; Rotifera; Eurotatoria; Philodinida; Philodinidae. The record is from the annotation of a GenBank genome assembly.
AUGGGAUCAACAAAAACAAAUGCAAGAGGAAAACAGCUGCAAGAACUACUAAAUGAAGGUAUUAUCGAUUGUGUCGACGAUGAUAGUACAACAUUUGAAAAAAAUGAAUAUGAAGCCAAAUUAGAUUGGAUUCUAGGAAGUCAACCACUCCUAUCAUUCAUAACAAAUGUUGAAGCACACCCAACCAUCGGCACAAUAAAUGGACACAAACCAUUAACAUUCGAUAUUCAAAUCGGAGCUGAACCAAAACCAACUUCUCCAAGAUUAUCACUUAAUUUCAAAGCAGCAAAGUGGACAAAGUUCAGAUCCAAGUUAGAUCAACAACUAAUGCUAUGGAAUAAUGAUACAAGUGCAAAUGCAGCAUUAAACAUAGAAGAACAUUCAACGUUCAUUACCAACAGUAUAAUGUUAGCAACUCACGAAGCUGUUCCAACAUCUACACCAACAAGUAAAAGCUAUGCAUUAAGUGAAGCAUCGAAGAGCUUGAUUACAAUGAAACAUCAAACAUACCGAAGAUGGAAGAGGACCGGAGACAAUAUAGACAAACGUCAAUAUUACAACUCCAAAAUCUUAUUAACCAACUCACUUAGAAAUGACAGAAGAGACAACAUUAACAAGUUAAUGUCAUCCUUAUGUCAUAAAAAGAUGUAUUCAGACAAGGUUUGGCUUACAGUUCGUAAGUUCCAUUGCAAAAGGAUCAAGCAAACUUUCACAAGCAGCAUGACCUACAACAACACGACAGCAACAUCAGAUAAAGAAAAAGCAGACUUAUUUGCGGAUUACUUCGAAAAAGAUGUCUACUCUUACACUGAUGAUACACUGCCAUUCCAUGAUCAAGUAACAACCCAAGCAAACAACUUAAAGAACAAAAGAAUAACCUCGUUAAACACACCCAAGUGGAAGCAAAUUACAAUAGAAGAAGUUAAACAUCAUAUCAAACAACUUCGUAAUAGCUCCGCUGGGCCAGACAACAUACAUAAUAGGUGUUUAAAAAAUUCUUCAGAAUUACUUAUUCAGCAUUUAACUAAGCUGUUCAAUCAAAUUCUGAAGCAAGGUUAUAUUCCAACAAAUUGGAAAACGGCCAACAUCAUACUUAUCCUCAAACCGAAGAAAGACAAGCAACAUCCAUCUAGUUAUCGACCGAUUAGUCUCCUUAGUUGCUUAGGCAAACUAUUGGAGAAAAUAGUCAAACAACGAUUAAUGCUUGAACUCGAACGGAAAAACAUCUUACCAGAACAUCAAGCCGGCUUUAGACCAGGAAAAAGUACAAUGUACAACAUCCUGCGAUUAGAACGAUACGCUCACGAUCGACUUCGAUCUGCUCGAAGACACUCAGCGGUAAUUCUAUUCGAUAUAAAAGCCGCAUUCGAUUCAGUAUGGCAUGACGGCCUGAUAUAUAAAUUAAAUGAUCUUCGACUUCCGAAGUACAUCAUCAACUACCUAACAUCAUUUCUUAAAAAUCGAACCGCCUCAAUCGAAAUCGAAAAUGUCCUAUCCAGACAAUUCAACUUAAAGAGCGGUACACCACAAGGAUCUCCACUAUCACCGAUACUAUAUAUUAUAUAUACGGCAGAUUCGAUGAAUGAUAUACCGACUCACACCGAGCAUGGAUUAUUCGCCGACGAUACAGCACUCUGGACGUCAUCGAAUACCAUGACAUAUUUAUCAUCCAGGCUACAACAAUCCGUAGAUGCAUUCGAAAGUUGGUGCAAGUCAUGGAAAUUAAAAUUGCAACCAACUAAAACAGAAAUGAUCCACUUCACCAUUCAUCCAAGGAAGAAGUAUAAACAUCCAGUGGAAGUUAAAGUUGAUAAUACAAUUAUUAAGCCACUGGAUCAUACAAGAUACUUGGGUGUCAUUAUAGACAAACAAUUAAACUGGCGACGACAUCUCGAUCAUAUCGAAACCAAGAUUGCUCCACGGAUCGGUCUACUUCGUUAUUUAUCGAGAACAGCAUACGAGCCCAACAGCAGAACAAUGAUCAACAUCUUCAAGUCAAUAGCGCGCACAAUCAUUAUAUAUGGUUACCCGGUACUAUUAACUGCUGAUCGAAAUGUAUGGAACCGAAUACAGAUCAUUCAGAAUAAAGCACUUCGAGCUGCACUAGGUCUACCUAUGUACACGUCAGUCGAAUACAUCCACAAAAUUAGUAAUAUUCCAAAAAUCAAAGAUUAUGCAACAACAUUACUAAAACAGUCCAUCCAAACAGCAACAACAAAUAAUGACAUUACAUCGAAGAAACAUCUUCAAGACAUACUCGAAAAAAUUUUAUGA